Messenger RNA from Anopheles stephensi (Asian malaria mosquito), 1144 nucleotides. RefSeq lists its product as uncharacterized. The transcript has 2 exons. Bases 98 to 1084 code for a protein of 328 amino acids. The record is from RefSeq and is a predicted model, not a curated record. Lineage: Eukaryota; Metazoa; Arthropoda; Insecta; Diptera; Culicidae.
CUGUCAAACUGUCAAACCUGUCGGCUGUCAAACAACUUUGGAAACAAACUUUGUGCGGCGUGUUUUGACCGGACCGCGUGUGUGAUUUAGUUCAAAAAUGGGUAAAAAGAAUAAACUUUCAGCGGUACACACAGAAAAUGUGGGUCCUGCAGAGGACGCAGAGUCGCAAGAUGUGCCAUCGCCGGCCAAGAAGAAAAGCGAAAAGCAUUCACCUGCCGAAAUCGAUACACCGACGGAAACGAAUGGAACCGACUUGAACGGAACUAAAAAGGACAAGAAAAAGAAAACUAAAGGACUGCAAGAGUCCGACACAAAUAGUCACGCUGAUGGUGUGACGGUGGAACCAACAGGAGCAGGAGCGAAAAAGUCUACAAAGAAAAAGAAAAACGACCAUGAGGAUACGGCUGAAGAAGGCGCGAAACACAUCUCAAGCAACAACGGUGCUGAGGAUGUGAAUGGAAGCGUGGAAGGGAAGAAAUCCAAAAAGAAAAAGAAAAAUCAACAGCCGGAAGAUGCAGCGGAAGAGGACGAACAGCUCAUUUCGUUUAAAAAACCUAGCAAAAAACGUUCCGCCGUUCCACCGGAAACCGUGGACGAGGAAGACGAAGUACCGCCGAAAGUUUCCAAAGCCGACAGCAACGCCAUAGUGGCUGGGACAACGAUCGAUCAGAUCGCUGGCAUCAAGUUGAAAACUAAAAAGGGAAAACGGACAAAGAGACGUGAAAAACUCGCGGCGCAGGACGAGGAGAAGCGAAAAAAGUCUAAGAUAAAGGACCGGGAAGAGAUGUGCAAAUAUCUGGAGUGUUGGAGCACCAACCGGGACAAGUGGAAGUUCCACAAGCAGACACAGAUUCACAUCCAGCAGCACGUGUUUGACGAGGUUGAAAUUAAUGCCGACUUGUGGCCGAUCGCGCUGGAGUAUCUGGGUGGAUCGAAGGGCAGCAGUAAGGAGCUGUUGGUGAAGCGGGCCAAAAGCAUUAUAAAGGACGGUGAUGCGAAGGCAGCUGCUGCCGAUGGCGACGAAACGUUGCAGGCCAGUAGCAAGUACGAGCGUGCGAGGGAAUUGUUGCAGUUUUUGGGAUGAGCAAUGAGGAACACAUGAAAUAUACCAUGCAUGUGUAUAGAGUGAUCGAACUAUCGCGUA